AUGACUCCCAGCUCUCGGGAAGCGCAUUCAGGGGAUAGCAGCAGCAGCGGGCCUGUGGUGUGCGUGGCGGCGGCGGCGGUCACGCCGCGCACCCGCGCGCAGCGUGCCAUCAGUGACCCAUGUCAUGGACAAUUGGACAUGUUUCCAUCGCUCUUCGACUCAGUACCUAAAACCAGGUCUCAAUUCGUAAAUGACCUGGACAUACCAGAGAUUCCUGUAACUCCAUACAUCUGGACUCCAGAGGUGUCACCAAGGCACAGUAUAUCGUCGCUCAGUGAAGAGGAAGUUAGGACAGAGUCGUCUGACUCAAGUUUAGCGCUGUCCAGGGCUAUGACAGACUCGGAGAUAGAUUAUGAGAGGUUUAGACGGUUUCAGAAAAGAACUCUCAGUGAUCCGUGGUUAGAAAUGAGAAAAGUUUUGAACUCUUUUCCCCCUGGAUAUUUAGAUUCACUGAAUAAUUUCAGCUAUCAAGAAUCAGAAUCCGAAUGUACCGAUACCGAUUCAAUAAUCGGUAAACCCAAUUACAAUGAGGAAUUACGUCUGAAGAUGGAGCGGUUCUUCGAAGAGGAGUGCAGAGCGUUCAGUCCUGAUGACCCUGGGUACAUUGCGCUUCAGGAGGCUCUAGCUGAUUCGGAAGUAAAGGUAUAA
Messenger RNA from Colias croceus (clouded yellow), 648 nucleotides. RefSeq lists its product as uncharacterized. The record is from RefSeq and is a predicted model, not a curated record. Lineage: Eukaryota; Metazoa; Arthropoda; Insecta; Lepidoptera; Pieridae. The transcript has 4 exons. Bases 1 to 648 code for a protein of 215 amino acids.